UGGUUUAACUACAUUUUGAAAAAAAAAAAAAAAAAAAAAACCCUAGAGUUCAUCAGUGACCCCUUCCCGGUCCCCAUCCGCAGCAGGAGUGUGCGAGCGCCGUCGCGUCAGCCCAAGCCAAGCUCCUCCACGGAGCUAUUUUGUCACCGGUCUGACAAAGAAAUCUCUACUCAAACCAUUUUGAAACUUGCGAUAUGUCUGGUGGUCCGGGACUUGAGUCUCUUGUAGAUCAUACAAUAUCAGUCAUAACAAAUGAUGGGCGCAAUAUUGUGGGAAUCUUGAAAGGGUUUGACCAGGCCACAAAUAUCAUUCUUGACGAAUCUCACGAACGUGUUUUCUCCACAAAGGAAGGUGUUCAGCAACUUGUGUUGGGGUUGUAUAUAAUCAGAGGCGACAACAUAAGCAUUGUUGGGGAACUAGAUGAAGAUCUUGAUUCCAGUCUCGACUGGUCGAAAAUGAGAGCUCAUCCCCUAAAACCAGUCAUCCAUUGAGUAACUUGAAAGGUAAUAGAGCUGUUGUAGAUUGUCUCGGUCAACAUCCCGCAAAAGAAUUGCCAUGACUUCAUAUAAUCAUAUGGCCUUAUUAUAGCUCUGUUGAUAAAGGGUGGUUUUUUCUUUAUAGCGCUGUUAAAAUGAAUUUUCUAUCCUGAAAUUGUUCUGAUCAUGUAAAGGACUGUUUCUGAGUUUGUUUUGAAGCUUAAUUGUGGAUGAGAAUCUGAAGUUGACAGGAUAUUUGGAUGUUUUAAUGCGAUGUUUUCUUAUCACCGGCAA
Messenger RNA from Morus notabilis, 770 nucleotides. Its product is annotated as sm-like protein LSM8. Gene Ontology annotation, molecular function: RNA binding. Gene Ontology annotation, cellular component: U4/U6 x U5 tri-snRNP complex; U6 snRNP; precatalytic spliceosome. NCBI's taxonomy places the organism in Eukaryota, Viridiplantae, Streptophyta, Magnoliopsida, Rosales, Moraceae. Gene Ontology annotation, biological process: mRNA splicing, via spliceosome. The transcript has 6 exons. The record is from RefSeq and is a predicted model, not a curated record. Bases 195 to 491 code for a protein of 98 amino acids.